AUGUUUGCUUCUUAUGCUCGUCUUUUCACCACUGUGUGUGCCCUCACCAGCACCGCAGCUGCCCUGACUCCCCUCGAAGUCAGCGGCAAGGACUUUGUGAACUCCGAGACCAAAGAUCGUUUCCAAAUCAUCGGUGUUGACUACCAACCUGGUGGUUCAUCUGGCUUCACCUCGAAGCUAGAUCCUUUGAGCGAUCCUGAUGUUUGCCUGCGCGAUGCUGCCCUUAUGCAGCGCCUAGGUAUCAACACCAUCCGUGUCUACAACCUGGAGCCUUCCCUCAACCAUGAUGAGUGUGCCUCCAUCUUCGAUGCGGCCGGUAUCUACAUGAUCCUCGACGUCAGCAACCCUCUGCAGGGAGGCUAUUUGGACCGUAGUGCCCCCUGGACCACCUACAGCGCCAUCUACUACAAGCAGGUGUUCGGUGUCGUUGAGGGCUUCAAGAACUACGACAACGUUCUGGGCUUCUUCGCCGGUAACGAGGUCAUCAACGAAGAUGCCACUUACCAGGCUCCCCGAUACAUUCGUGCUGUCAUCCGUGAUAUGAAGGAUUACAUCGCCAAGAACUCCAAGCGCGCCAUCCCCGUGGGAUACUCCGCUGCCGAUAUCCGCGACAUUCUCCUCGACACCGUUCACUACUUUGAGUGCGAUCUGAAGAACUCGACUUCUUCCCGUGCCGACUUCUUUGGUCUCAACUCUUACUCUUGGUGUGGCGAUGCCUCUUACAAGUCCGCCGGCUACGAUGAACUGACCGAGGACUUUACCAAUGCGACUAUCCCCGUCUUCUUUUCCGAGUACGGCUGCAACGAUGUCAAGCCCCGUAUCUUCACCGAAGUGCAGGCUAUCUACGGUGAGGAGAUGACACAGGCGUUCUCCGGUGGUCUCGUGUACGAAUGGACCCAGGAGAAGAACGAGUACGGUCUGGUCGAGAUCGAAAGCUCGGACAAGGUGACUCUUCUGGUCGACUACGACAACUUCCAGAAGCAGCUGAACAAGCUGGACAUUGAGCGCAUCAUGUCAAGCAACGCCACUCAGGCUAAUGUUAAGGCCGAGGAGUGCCGUGCCUCCUCUAUCAAGCGCAAGUCCUUCUACAACUCCUGGGAUCUUCCCGAGGUCCCCUCCAAGGUCGCCGAUUUCAUCAAGAACGGUCUGCCUGACGCCCCAUCUGGCAAGUUCGUCUCUGUCUCUGCCACCACCAUCCCCCAGAAGGUGUACGACCACACUGGUAAGGAAAUCAAAGAUAUCAAGUUCGAGGUGAAGACUACUGCCAACACCCCCUCUGCUACCUCCGGAUCGGGCUCUUCCGGUACUUCCACUGGUACUUCCAGCUCCAGUACUUCGAGCGAGUCCAACGCCGCCUCCCCUAACGGGAUCCCCUCGUUGGCCCUGGGCGGUAUGGGAGGUUUCUUCAUGUUGCUGGCACACCUUUUGUAA
Penicillium bovifimosum is the source of this 1431-nucleotide messenger RNA. It is a transcript of the gene gel2, whose product is annotated as 1,3-beta-glucanosyltransferase gel2. Gene Ontology annotation, cellular component: cytoplasm; fungal-type cell wall. The transcript is spliced from 4 exons. The record is from RefSeq and is a predicted model, not a curated record. Lineage: Eukaryota; Fungi; Ascomycota; Eurotiomycetes; Eurotiales; Aspergillaceae. Gene Ontology annotation, biological process: fungal-type cell wall (1->3)-beta-D-glucan biosynthetic process. Bases 1 to 1431 code for a protein of 476 amino acids. Gene Ontology annotation, molecular function: 1,3-beta-glucanosyltransferase activity.